GGGCAUGACGCGAGCGUCACCUCACUUGUCGUCUCUUCAGAUGGGCGCUGGGUAGCGACGGCCUCCGAUGAUUCUACGAUCAUCCUGUGGGGUGCUCGAGAUGCAUGUAUCUCGCAAGAGUGGAUCGCCCAUGACGGACAGGUCCGGGAUCUCGCGUUCUCCCCAGACAGCCGAUACAUCGCGUCCGCAGGUGAAGAUCGGAAGGUCGCAAUCUGGGACAUCAGCGGCAGCGCACACCAACCUCUGUUUUGGCAGGCGCACGAAAAUGUGCCAAUCCGCUGUGUGGUGUUUUCUCCGGACGGCCGGCUGCUGCUCUCAACGGGCGACAACGCAGUGAAGAUAUGGGAUGCGGAUACGGGUGCGACGGUGCAGUCGCUGGAAGGGCACGAGGGGCGGGUGACGGGGGCUUGCUUCUCCCCGUGCGGAAAGUACAUCGCCUCUGGAUCUAAUGACAAGACGGUGAGGGUAUGGAGAACGAGUGAUGGAGCAUGCUUGACGACGCUCUCCGACCAUGGUCACUGGGUGUCGCAUGUUGCGUUCACUCCGGAUGGGACGAUGUUGUGGUCCGCAGCAGGGAAUGGAACGGUCUUGGGCCGUCGGCUGCAGGACGUCCUGCCAGAUGAGUUCGUGGAAGAUUGA
This is a messenger RNA of Dichomitus squalens LYAD-421 SS1, 639 nucleotides long. Its product is annotated as WD40 repeat-like protein. NCBI's taxonomy places the organism in Eukaryota, Fungi, Basidiomycota, Agaricomycetes, Polyporales, Polyporaceae. The transcript is spliced from 2 exons. The record is from RefSeq and is a predicted model, not a curated record. Gene Ontology annotation, molecular function: protein binding. The annotation marks the transcript as partial.